Molecule: messenger RNA, 1921 nt
Organism: Melozone crissalis (California towhee)
Lineage: Eukaryota; Metazoa; Chordata; Aves; Passeriformes; Passerellidae
Gene: PPP1R16A
Product: protein phosphatase 1 regulatory subunit 16A
Exons: 12
Coding region: 48-1904 (618 amino acids)
Cellular component (GO): cytoplasm
Molecular function (GO): phosphatase regulator activity; protein binding; enzyme inhibitor activity
Source: RefSeq, a predicted model, not a curated record
GUGAUGCUGCCGCUGCCCCCCGUCCCUGCCGAGCUCCGGGGGCGGCCAUGGCCGAGCACCGGGAGCUGCUGGCCGAGAUGGCGGCGGUGGCGCGGCUGGGCACGGCCGAGCGGCUGCGGCACGCCCGGCGGCGCCGCGCCCAGCAGCUCAAAGCCUGGGCGCGGGCCCAGAAGGAGAACCCGGGAACCCCCAAAGGAGGAGGAGGAGGAGGAGGAGGAGGAGGAGGAGGGGAGAGGAAGAGCAGCAGCAGGAGGAGGAAGAGGGUGACGUUCCCGGCCAGCGUGCGGCUCCUGGAGGCGGCGGCGCGGCACGACGCCGAGGAAGUCCGGCAGUUCCUGGAGAGCGGGAUCAGCCCCGACCUGUGCAACGAGGACGGGCUGACGGCGCUGCACCAGAGCUGCAUCGACGACUCCCUGCCCCUGGUGCGGCUGCUCCUGGACUCGGGCGCCGACGCCAACGCUCGGGACGCGGAGCUCUGGACGCCGCUGCACGCCGCCGCCACCUGCGGCCACCUGCGCCUGGUGCAGCUGCUCAUCCAGCGCGGCGCCGACCUGCUGGCGGUGAACUCGGACGGGAACAUGCCCUACGACCUGUGCGAGGACGAGGCCACGCUGGACUGCCUGGAGAGCGCCAUGGCGCAGCAGGGGAUCACGCAGGAGCGCAUCGAGGAGGCGCGGGCGGCCACGGAGCGCGCCAUGGUCGCCGAGAUCCGCGAGCUCAUCCGCGACGGGAAGGAGCUGGACGCGCCCCGGGGACACCACGGGGGCACCCUGCUGCACGUGGCAGCCGCCCACGGGUUCCUGGAGGCGGCCGAGCUGCUGCUGGAGCACCGCGCCCGCCCCGACGCGUGCGACGCCGACGGGUGGCAGCCCCUGCACGCCGCCGCCUGCUGGGGACAGGCGCCGCUGGCGGAGCUGCUGGUGGCUCACGGUGCCGAGCUCGGCGCCAAAUCGCUGCUGGACGAGACCCCCCUGGAUGUGUGCGGGGACGAGGAGGUGCGGGCCAAGCUGCUGGAGCUGAAGCACAAGCGGGCGGCCGUGCUGAAGGGCCACGAGAGGCACAAGGGGCUGCUGCAGAGGAGGGCGUCCAGCGCCGGCAGCCGCGGGAAGGUGGUUCGCCGCGCCAGCCUGUCGGAGCGCUCGAGCCGCUACCGCCGGGAGCUGCAGCGCGAGGCCAUCGUCUGGGGACACCUCGGGGACAGCGAGGACGACGACAGGGCCACCACCGCCGCCACCGGUGUCACCGCUGCCACCGAGACGCGGCCGCCGCUGCCACCGGCCGGGCACCGCGGAGGGGCCGGGGACAUUGGGGACACCUUGGGGGUGAGGGACGCUGGGGACAUUGGGGACAUUGGAGACAUCAGGGACAAUGGAGACGUCAGGGACAUUGGGGACAUUGGGGAUGUUGGGAGUGAAGGACAUUGGGGACACCUCGGGGACAGCGAGGAUGAGGACAGGGCCACCGCUGCCACCAGUGUCACUGUCACCGCCGAGGGCACGGCCACCGAGACGCGGCCACCGCUGCCACCGGCCGGACACCGCGGAGGGGCCGGGGAGCCGCCCGCCGCCGUCCCCUGGGCGCCGUCCCCGCUGUCCCCGCACCCCAACGGGUCCCCUCGCUGUCCCCCGGCGCCCUCGGGGGACAGGAGCCGCCCCCCGCACACCCUGGCCGACCUCAAACGGCACCGGGCGGCCGCCAAAACCCCCAAAAACGACCCCAAAAACGACCCCAAAAACCCCGAAACGCCCCUCGGGGACACCCCUGGGGACAUCGGGGAUACCCUCGGGGACACCCCUGGGGACAUUGGGGACACCGGGGACACCGGGGACCCGCCCCUGCUGCGGCUGACGGCGCCGCCCCCCGAGGGCCCCGCGGGGAAGCAGCGCUGCUGCCGCCUCAUGUGACCCAACCCGGGGCUUUU